Melampsora larici-populina 98AG31 is the source of this 2798-nucleotide messenger RNA. RefSeq lists its product as uncharacterized. Lineage: Eukaryota; Fungi; Basidiomycota; Pucciniomycetes; Pucciniales; Melampsoraceae. Gene Ontology annotation, cellular component: cytoplasm; cytosol. The transcript is spliced from 7 exons. Gene Ontology annotation, biological process: glutaminyl-tRNA aminoacylation; translation. Gene Ontology annotation, molecular function: glutamine-tRNA ligase activity; ATP binding. The coding region runs from base 10 to 2541 and encodes 843 amino acids. The record is from RefSeq and is a predicted model, not a curated record.
AAAAGAACCAUGUCAACUUCAACCUCAACCUCAACUCUAGAUGAACUAAUCACCAAACUCAAAGCACUAGGUUUACCCGAAAAACAAGCCAUCGAUACAGCAAGAAACACAAACCUAGCCAACCAAUUCAUUCAUUUCAAUCAAAUCGAAUCUAAUCCUUCAUCUCUACCAUCCAAACAUGCUACUCUUUUAUUAAAGUGGUCUACUGGUUGUAUUUCUAAAUUGAAAGAUCAAUCUGAUGAAAGGAAACUGUUUGGGGCUAAGAAAAUCGUUUGUAAUGAUUUGAUCACUACACUUCAAGUUGAUGCUGCUCUUGAAUAUUUAUCGAAAGGCGAUGGACCAGUUGAUGAAACAGAAUUUAACCAAAAAUGUGGUGUAGGUAUUUCAAUGAAAAAAGAAGAAGUCAAAACGAUUGUAGAAAACUUUAUCAAACAAUUUGAAUUAGCUCAAACAUCCAAAUGGGCAGCAUUAGGAAAAACCACGGGAGAAUUAAAAAAAUUAGAUACUUUGUUAUGGUGUAAUCCGAUUGAUUUAAAAACUUCGGUAGAUGAAGUUUUCCUGGCUCAAUUCGGUCCUAAACAAUCUGUACAACCUGUCAAGAAAGCUGAAGUGAAACCAAAACCGAUUCCUCAAGUUACUACCUCUGGUAGUACGAAAGCAUCUUUGAAUGUUGAACAACCUUCCGAACCUAGUAUCUUUGAGGUCGGAAUGCUUAGUCAACUUCAUAAACCUGGUGGAAAUCCUCAAACCGACCCGAAACUUGUUCAAGAACAUCUUAAAGCUACUGGAGGUAAAGUCAUCACGCGAUUCCCACCUGAACCUAAUGGAUACCUUCACAUCGGCCACUCAAAGGCGAUUGCGAUCAAUUUCGGAUAUGCAGCAUACCAUGGUGGAAGUUGUAAUUUGAGAUAUGAUGAUACGAAUCCAGAAGCAGAAGAACAGAUUUAUUUAGAUUCGAUUUUAGAUAUGGUUAGAUGGUUAGGAUUCGAACCUGAUCGAAUCACUUAUUCUUCAGAUCAUUUUCAAAGACUUUAUGAAUUGGCUGAAGAAUUGAUUAAAAGAGGAAAAGCUUAUGUUUGUUUUUGUUCUGGUGCUGAAAUCAAAGCGAAUCGAGGAGGAGAAGAAAGAGGUCCUCGAAUCGCAUGUUCACAUCGAUCAUUUUCACCAGAUUAUUCAUUAAAAGAGUUUAGAAAGAUGAAAGAUGGAGAUUAUAAACCGAAUGAAAUCAUACUAAGGAUGAAACAAGAUCUAGAGGAUGGAAAUCCACAAAUGUGGGAUCUAGUGGCCUAUCGAGUUUUAGAAGCUAGUCAUCAUCGUACUGGUAAUCAAUGGAAAAUUUAUCCUACUUAUGAUUUUACUCAUUGUCUUUGUGAUAGCUUUGAAAAUAUUACACAUUCGUUAUGUACAACUGAGUUCAUUCAAUCACGUGUUAGUUAUGAAUGGCUUUGUCACGCUUUAGAUGUUUAUACACCUAGACAAACCGAGUAUGGUAGAUUGAAUUUAGAAGGCACAGUGAUGUCAAAACGAAAGAUUAUGAAGUUAGUCAAAGAAGGACAUGUAGAAGGAUGGGAUGAUCCGAGAUUGUAUACAUUGAUUGCGUUACGAAGAAGAGGGAUCCCACCAGAAGCGAUUCUAAAGUUUGUGAAUUCGUUAGGAGUCGCCACAUCAGUGACGAAUAUUGCGACUCAUCGAUUUGAACAAACGAUUAGACAACAUCUCGAAUUAACUACACCUAGGUUAAUGAUGGUCUUACAUCCGAUUAAAGUGAUCAUUGAAAACUUACCAGAAGAUUAUUUAGAGAUCAUUGAAAGAUCUGUACAUCCAAAAGUACCGGAAAUGGGAAUGAUCAAAGUACCCUUCACAAGAGAGAUUUAUAUUGAACGAGAAGAUUUUAGUUUAACAGAUUCAGAUGAUUUCUUUAGACUAACGCCGAGUAAAUCUGUUGGAUUGUUUCAAGUACCAUUCCCUAUUAAAUGUAAAUCAUGGAAACUUUCGGAGACAGGAGAAGUAGAAGAAUUGAUUUGUGAAUAUGAAAAUCAAAAAAAGAUCACUAAGAGUAAUAAACCAAAGGCUUAUAUACAUUGGGUAGCGAAAUGUGAAAAGAUGAAGAGUCCAGUUAAGAUUCAAGAAACUCGAAUUUAUAAAGCGUUAUUUAAUUCUUCAAAUCCAGCUAGCUUAGAUGAUUUUCUUUUGGAUAUUAAUCCUAACAGUUUAGAAAUCGUGAAAGGUUCAUUGAUUGAGAUUGGAAUUUGGGAUUUAUCGAAACGAAUCUUGAAUGAAGUUUUAAUGAAGAUCCAAAGAGAAAGUGAAGAAAAGAUGAAGAAAGCUAAACUGGCUGGGGUUUCUGGUUUGGUUGGAAAUCAAGUUGGGUUUGAGAAUGUUAGGUUUCAAGGGAUGAGAACGGCAUAUUUUACGAUUGAUAAAACGUCUGAAUUGAAAGCUUUGUUGGAUGAUCAACUUGAAGGUAUUGAAAAGAGUGAUGAUCGAUUGGUUUUGAAUUGGAUUGUUUCGUUGAAAGAAGAUUCUGGAAAGAAGGUUUGAUUGGGAGAACAUCUAAUGGGGUUUUUUCAAGUUGAUUGGUUUUGAAAGGUUGGAAUAUCAGGAAAAGUUGUGAAGUAUCAGAUUCAUGAGUAAAGGAUUUAUUUUUGACUUUUUGGAUUUCGAAAUUGAUUUGUUUGAUAUCAUAUAUACUCGAUUUUAAUUGAUUCAUCUCUUUAUCUUGUUUGAAAUCUUAAAGCUUAUAAUCAUGAGGUUACAGAUUCAAGUUUGAGUUGAAAUUCAUCCAUCUUUAAAAGAUC